Fasciola hepatica (liver fluke) is the source of this 363-nucleotide messenger RNA. The record is from the annotation of a GenBank genome assembly. Lineage: Eukaryota; Metazoa; Platyhelminthes; Trematoda; Plagiorchiida; Fasciolidae.
AUGCCGAUGGAAUUAGAUAACAAGGGUAAUUUUGCUUUGGAGCUAGCAGCUGAAAUGGCCACUGCUUCACUCGCUGGUAGGUCUUCUGCUUCUGUUCUUGGUCGUGACUUGUCAGAAGCUCACAAAGAGAUGAAGCUGGAAUUGCAAAGGGCUCAGUUAGAAGCGAAAGCCAAUGAGGUCAUUCACAAGGCAGCAGUUCGAUAUCGUGAAGGCAUGCAUUUUGGCGCAACCAUCCGUUUGACAAAAGACAGUUUGCAACGUCCACAAUCAAAUGUCGUUCAUGAACACCAAAAUUUCCCAGACCGGGGAGCCGCAGUGAAGACGUCCUUUGUGUUGGUAAAUCUGACCCGGUUAGUGGAAUAG